AAUCACACAGGUCAGUACCAAUUGAUAACCAGUGACGGAAAGCCCGGCGUGUGAACAAACGACAGUAGAAAAUUCCAUUAAUGUUAUUCAAUAUUUUGAAAAAAAUUGAUUUCAACUCCAGUGCCAAAAGUAGCUUACACAUUCGACAAGGUUUGCGCUUAUACCUAGACAGGCAGUCACCGCAAGCGAGCACAUUUUAUUCAUUAGCCAAAGCAUUUACCCAUCUCUCAACCAUGGUGAAGCAGGGUCCACGUCCACUGGUAAUUUGCGGCCCGUCGGGCUCCGGGAAGAGUACACUGCUAAAGAAGCUGUUCAAAGAAUUUCCCGACACUUUUGGCUUCAGUGUAUCGCACACGACCAGAAAACCGCGCCCAGGCGAGGUAAAUGCGGUCCACUACCAUUUUGUUUCGGUGGAGGAAAUGCAGGCUGCCAUCGAGAACGGAGAAUUCAUCGAAACGGCCGUUUUCAGUGGAAAUAUGUAUGGCACAAGCAAAAAAGCAGUUGAAAAUGUGCAACAGCAUGGCAAAGUGUGUGUCCUGGAUAUCGAAAUUGAGGGCGUGAAACAGGUUCGCCAUUCGGAUAGACUAAAUCCACUAUUGGUUUUCAUCAAUCCGCCCUCAAUUGCUGAGCUUGAGCGUAGACUGCGCGGACGACAGACUGAGACCGAGGAGAGCUUACAGAAGAGACUCAACACGGCCAAGAUUGAGAUGGAAUAUGGUAACACCCCGGGCAACUUUGACUUCGUCGUCCACAACAUCAACCUGAAGGAGGCUUACGCCGAGCUGCGGGACUUCAUCGUGCGCGAGCUGGAAACACAGCAAAACCAAGGUAUCAACGUUUGUCUAAAUCGUGUGAUCCUGAAUGAAGACUAAACCUCCUGUUUGAACCUGUUUUGUCGUAAUUGAGUCACUCUUAACAAACCGGUCGGCUAUCCGCAGACGGUGCAAAUGAAGGCCAGAGAAUGUGCCUCAUCCCGGCGGUAUCGAAACUAAUCCUGUAUUCCGCGUUCCAAUUGCGAAUCUAACCGGACUUAUACGAAACACACUAACCUCAGCCCUUUGUUCAGUUUCUACGAACAACAAAGCAUUUUUUUUAUAAGUUUCACCUAAAAUAUCCACUUCGAUCGUAUUAGAGAAAAAAAAGUGUCGAAAUUCAGCUCUCAUUCGUAGAACCAUUCUUGAUAUGGUGCUAAUUUAGUUGGAAACCUGAAGUAGAAUAGUGUGUCCUUUUUUGUACAACUUACAAGUCUUAUAGCAUUAGACAACGUUCGUAUUUAAACGAUAACGUUCCUUUCUUUACACACAUGAAAGUACAUUCCACCUGUUACAGAUUCUGUUUAUAAAUUAUCUAACAAACACGAAACGUGUUACGAAGUUUUAACCGAGAGUUUAACCAAUGCAACACAUGUUAAGAUAACACCAAACGAUAAAACACGCCUCCCGAAAUCAUUCCAGAAUAAUAAGCUUUAAUUUGCAUGACUCAGUGAGCAUUUUUUCUAUGCAUUAAGUUUGUUUUUGAUUUAUCUAUUUUUUCAGUUCUUCUAUCUUACAAUCAUAAUUAUUCUUUUCUUUUUUUUUGUUAACUGCUACAGAGAACUUCUUCAUAUCAUCGAUAGUCAAAGGAUACAAAAAUUAUGAAGAUUAAACUGGUCUUUUAUGUUCGUAUAGCAAUAACACCAAUAAUGCUUUUUGGAUGAGAAUCAAACCAGUUGUAUUCAAAUGCACAGAGAACAGUAAAAAGUAGACCGCGGAAAAGGAAAGAUUUGCAGAACCCUGCUUUUACUACAGUUUUUGAUUAUAAGUUAGCAGUUUGUUUUUGUCUCCUUUCGUUAAUGGAAAUAAACAUUACCUUCCACGUAUGAUUAUUGGUACAAAUUCAACCGAAGGGAUGGCAUAAGUAUUAGAAAUAUAACAAUUUUAUAUUGAUUCUCACAAAACAGUCGCUAAAGGUUCGUCGUUACUUGUCAAUCAUCCGCUUUAAUAUCAAUUUUGUACCAUGCUAUAUAUAGUUAAACACUGACAAAAUAAAUCUAGAAAAAGAAUUUAUAGGAUACAUUGAUACAUUAAUCUUAAGAAUGAUAGAUCAUAGGUGCUCUAUUCGUAUGUAUUGAAUGUUAGGAGACAUACUUUUGGUGGUAUUUCAAUAAAUGUGUCUAUGUGCUUUAAGAAAAUAAAA
Molecule: messenger RNA, 2175 nt
Organism: Toxorhynchites rutilus septentrionalis
Lineage: Eukaryota; Metazoa; Arthropoda; Insecta; Diptera; Culicidae
Exons: 4
Coding region: 81-872 (263 amino acids)
Biological process (GO): purine nucleotide metabolic process
Cellular component (GO): cytosol
Molecular function (GO): GMP kinase activity
Source: RefSeq, a predicted model, not a curated record